AUGCGCAGAGGGUCUAGUACCCGCGAGUUUGCGCCGGGGCGAUGGCUCCCGCAUCUGCUCACCAUCGGGCUGCUGGCCCUGGUAGCCGGUGUGAGGGCGCACGUCUACAACGAGACGCUAGACCCCUGGAACCUCAACAAAAAUCAAGAUGCGACGGACUGCAUCGACUACACGACGCAUAAGCGACAAAACUACACACCAUCACCCGAGAACUGGAGAGCGCUCCCGACGUACACCAUGCUCGCGGACAAGUGGAUCGACGGAGAUCCGACGAACAACGACUUCUUCGGUCUCAUCUACGAGUAUGACUGGCGCGAGACGCAGCUCCGAUCAGGAGGCGACGUCGCGGGUCUGCGCGACCCCCGUGGUCUCGACUACAUCCAGAGCAUGGGCUACCGGUCUAUCUAUAUUGCUGGUACGCCGUUCGUGAACAUGCCGUGGCAGGCCGACGGAUAUUCGGCCAUCGACUUUGGUCUCCUCGACCCGCAUUUCGGAACGAUGGAGGAAUGGGCCGCCUGGAUCGAUGAGGUGCAUGCCCGCGGGAUGUAUGUCAUCUUUGACUUUACCGUCGGUACCAUGGCUGACAGCAGACAUCUCAACUCGUCCACGCCGUUCAACACGAACGAGUACGAAGUGCAGUGGAAGCUGCCGGACUAUGGACCGUGGGGUAUCAACAAGUACCCCGACUUCAACUUUACCAACGACUACAACGAGUCAUGCCAGUACCCCACGUUCUGGGACGAGUCGGGUGUCAUUCUGGACAUGGGCAUGGAAGGCUGCUACGCCAGUACGUUUGACCACUACGGAGACGUCGAGGCGUUCGGUGUCUUCCCCGACUGGAUGCGUCAGCUCGCCAAGUUCGCCUCGGUGCAGGACCGUCUGCGCGAAUGGCGCCCCGACGUGAUGGACCGCCUCACCGUGUUCUCGUGCAUGUGUAUCGAGGCGCUCGACAUUGACGGUAUCCGUAUCGACAAGGCCAUCCAGGUCACGGUCGACGGUCUCGCCAAGUGGUCGCACGCUACCCGCGAGUGCGCCGACAAGCUGGGCAAGAAGAACUUCUUCAUUCCGGGAGAAAUCACGGGUGGAGACACGUUCGGUUCCAUCUACAUUGGCCGUGGACGUACCCCGCAGAUGCGCACGACGACCGAGGAGUCGCUCAACCUCACCCACGAUGACAUGUCCAAGUUUAUCCGCGACCGCUACGACGCCCCCGUCGACGCCGCGGCGUUCCACUACUCGCUCUACCGUGCGAUUCUUCGUUGGCUCGGCAUGGACGGAAUGCUGUCUGCCGGUUUCGAUCUCGAGGUCAACUUUGUGAACAUGUGGAACACCAUGCUCAUCAACAACGACUUCCUCAACCAGAUGACUGGCGACUUUGACCCGCGUCACAUGUGGGGUGUCACCAACCAGGACGUGUUCCGUUGGCCAAUGAUGGCCCAGGGUGUCGAGCGUCAGCUCGUCGGUUCCUUUGUCACGCAUCUCCUGAUGCCCGGCAUGCCCAAGGCGUGGUACGGCGAGGAGCAGGAGUUUUACAUUCUCGACAGCAGUGCCUCGAACUAUCUGUAUGCCCGUCAGGCCAUGGUCGCUACUGGCGCCUGGAAGCGACACGGGUGCUACCGUCUUGGUGCUGAUCAGUAUUUCAACCUGCCCUACGACCGCGCGCUCAUGGGAUGUCUCGACGACAAGGUCGCCCUCGACCACUUUGACCCGACGGCGCCCAUCCGUCGCACGUUCCGAAACAUGAACUACAUCCGUCGCAUGUUCCCCGGUGUCCAAGACGGUUUCAUGCUGUCCCGCCUCAGCAACCACACCGAGAUGGUCCAGUACCCCGGAUCGGGCGAUGUCCAGACCGAAACCGGCAUGUGGUCGUCUGUCCGUGGGCCCUCGCCGAAGCAGAUGGGUUCCGGCGGUAUCUGGAACAGCGACGGUGACCUGACCCAGAACGUCUGGUUAAUCUACACCAACCUCAACGUCUCCAAGACAUGGGAGGUGAACUGCCGCGACAACCCCAUCGUCGGUCCUUACAACUCUGGAACCACUGUCAAGAACCUGCUCUACCCCUAUGACGAGAAGACGCUCGAGGACGUCAACACCAACGAGGCUAACCGUGGCUGUAUCUCGAAGCUCGAGCUCGAGCCUUUCGACUUCAAGGCCUACGUUCCCGUCUCGCGUUGGAUCAACAUGCUCCCGUCCAUUUCCGGCUUCAAGCCCGGCCACGAUGCCCGCGUCCUCAAGAACGGCGACACGGUUGACAUUGAGAUCGAGUGGGACCAGGAGAUGGACUGCGACAGCGUCAACCAGGCGCUGUCGGACCCCGAGGCCCUCAAGUCUACCGUCCAGCCGGGCGGUGCCGCGCCCAAGCUGGUUCCCUCGGGACAGUACAGCGGCUGUCAGACGAUUCAGAACCCCGAGGCGCACGAGUUUGUCGGUGCUGCUCCUUCGCGUUGGAAGUGGACUGGCCAGAUCCAGAACGCCGCCGAGGGCAUGUACCACCUCAGGAUCAAGCCCGUUUCCGCCCAGGGUGGCAACCGCACGACCGAGGUUACCGACCACCUGCUCUUCCGUGUUGGUAGCGAGCAGAACUCGUUCGUUUUCCCCGACGAGGACUAUGACAACUCGAUCUUUGAGGUCUCGGGCGGAUCGUACACCCUCAAGCACAAGGCUUGGGGUGCCGACAAGUUCCGCUAUUCGGCCGACUUUGGCAAGAACUGGACGCCUUGGACCGACAUGGAGGAGACGACCCAGCUGAACGCGACGGCUUUCAAGGACCAGUGGUGGAAGGGCGACCAUCUCAUGGUGCACUACUACUCGGCCCUCGGAGGAACGGCGGCCCAGGUUGUUCACGCGGAUGCCAACUAUGACGGCCCGCAGCGUCGCUGGCCGCAGAUGCUGCUCCGCGGAAAGUUCAACGGAUGGGGCUACGACCUCGGCAUGAACGCGCACCUGAAGCAACAGGACAAUGGCGACUGGAAGAUCCCCGUCGGCUCCGCCUGGCCGUCACAGUUCCAGCUGAACAUCUGGGCCUUUGACGACUACUUUUACGGAGACGCCGACGGAGACGGGGUCAUCGACCGCCUUCCUCCCAACUCGCUGACGCCCAACUUCCUCAACAUUUCGGCUCCUCCUCGUCCUCACCUGUCGUGGGAGAUCCACGUCAACGACAAGACGGGCAAGUGGUCGCUCACCCCGCUCGGCCACGAGAGCUCGUCGAUCAUCGUCUUUGCGCUCCUCCUCGUCAUCCCCGUUCUCACUGCUUUGGCUGCCGCCGCCAUUUUCCGCUACUCCUUCUACCAGAUCAAGAUCAACAAGUGGGGUCAGAAGCCCGUCAAGGAAUCGAGCUACUUCCCCAUUGUUGGAGGAGCCGCGCACCACGACAAGAAGGAUGGCGCCAUGUCCGAGAAGCACGGCGCCGGUGCGGUCGUCCACCACCACGAGAAGCUCAAGCCCCUCGAUCACCCGAUUGGAUGGCCCGAGGUUCCCUCCAAGCGCCGCAAGGUUCUUAUUGCGACGCUCGAGUAUGAGAUUUUCGACUGGCAGCUCAAGGUCAAGAUUGGUGGUCUCGGUGUCAUGUCCGGUCUCAUGGGCAAGGCGAUGACGGAUGUUGACCUGAUCUGGAUCAUUCCCAAGGUGCAGGACCUCGACUACCCCAUGGGCGAGUACGCCGAGCCCAUCGAGGUCACCAUCUUUGGCGAGCCGUACCUGAUCGAGGUUGAGACGCACCAGCUCGACAACAUCACGUACAUUAUUCUCGACUCGCCCGUGUUCCGUGCCCAGACCAAGUCUGAUCCCUACCCUCAGCGUAUGGACGACCUCAGCUCUGCCAUCUUCUACUCGACCUGGAACCAGGCCAUUGCCGAGACGAUCCGCCGCUUCCCGGACAUUGACAUCUACCACAUCAACGACUACCAUGGUGCCCUCGCUCCCCUCUACCUGCUUCCCCAGAUCAUGCCCGUCUGUCUCUCGCUGCACAAUGCCGAGUUCCAGGGUCUCUGGCCGCUGCGCACGAAGGAGGAGAUGAAGGAGGUGUGCGCGGCGUUCAACAUUUCCAAGGACGUGUGCUCCAAGUACGUCCAGUUUGGCAACACGUUCAACCUCCUGCACGCCGCCGCCUCGUUCAUCUCGCACCACCAAAAGUCGGUUGGUGUCGCCGGUGUGUCUGACAAGUACGGAAAGCGUUCGUGGGCUCGUUAUCCCGCGCUCUGGACUCUGCGUAACAUUGACUCGCUCCCGAACCCCGACCCUACGGAUAUUGCUGCCCUCGACGACAAGCAGGUCGACGUCGACAAGAUCCAGAUCGACGCCGACGCCGAGGCCAAGCGUCCCGAGCUCAAGCGCCAGGCGCAGGAGUGGGCUGGUAUCAGGCAGGACCCCAACGCCGACCUGUUCGUGUUCGUCGGUCGUUGGUCCAAGCAGAAGGGUGUCGACCUCAUCGCCGACGUCAUGCCUUCCCUGCUCGAGAAGAAGCCCAAGAUCCAGCUCAUCUGUGUCGGUCCCGUCAUUGAUCUCUACGGUCGUUUCGCCGCCGAGAAGCUCGCCCGUCUCAUGGAGAUGUACCCCGACCGCGUCUACUCCAAGCCCGAGUUCACUGCCCUGCCGCCGUAUCUGUUCUCCGGUGCCGACUUUGCCCUGAUCCCGUCGCGUGACGAGCCGUUCGGUCUCGUUGCUGUCGAGUUCGGUCGUAAGGGUGCCCUCGGUGUCGGUUCGCGUCUCGGUGGUCUCGGUCUCAUGCCCGGCUGGUGGUUCCCUGUCGAGUCUCCGGCUGCUCAGCACAUGCUGUCCCAGCUUACGAAGACGAUCAAGCUCGCGCUCAAGUCGACCCAGGAGGAGCGUGCGAUUCUGCGUGCCCGUUCCGCCGUUCAGCGUUUCCCCGUCGUCGAGUGGCGUCAGCGUCUCGAAGACUUCCAGCGCCGAUCGAUCCAGACGUCCCGUUCGCUUGCCGGAGAGCACGCGUGGAACUUUAACGGCCCUUCGCCCGACGGACCCAGCUUUGCGCCGCCCCCUGGCGACCCCGCCGCCUCGCUUGCUGCUCUCACCGCUCGCUCUGGAACGCCCGACUCGGCCAUGUCCCAGGACUACCCCGGUUCCAACUUACCACCUGGCGCUGCCAGCCCCGGCUCUGGCCUCCUCGCUCACGACUACCACCGUCGCUUCGAGUCGCCCAACAGGGAUUCGGGAGACUCGUACUUUGACGAUGGUGCUGACGACGUGUCGAGCCGCGGCCGGCCCAAGUUCUUCUCUGGCAUGGAUGAUGACCAGUCGAUCAUGUCGUCGGACCCGGGAGACACGACCACGGUCCACACUGGCGCCUUCGCCGACGGCGGCGGUGGCUCGAGCCACGCCUACGACAACUUCCUGGCUGCCGCUAACAGGCAGUUCGCCAAGAACCAGGGCAACAAGAGCGUCCCCGACCCGUUCAUGGAGCGUCGCCAGAGCUCGAUGAGCAUGAACUCGGAGUUUGCUCCCAGCCGGCCGUUCUCGAUCAACUCGCGUGUUUCAUCCUUCGACUCGAUCUCUAGCAUUGUCGACGAGAAGGGUGCUUCGUCCUCCAUCAACAAGGCCAUGGAGUCGUUCACAGACGCCGACGGCGAGGUCUCGCAGGCGUUCGUCCAGAAGCUGCAGAACCUGUCGUCGGCCAACUCGAAGGGCGACCUGUGUAUCGAAAAGUUCCUGAUCAAGUCGGAGAAGCAGUUCUUCAGCGAGAUGAAGCGCGAGAAGCUGACUGCCGCGUCGGUCCGUUCCCGCGACUCGUUCCGCGAGUCCAUGUUCCACUCGUCGCACUCGGGGGCCCCGCCUGCCGUCGACGGCUUCCGCCCCGAAUCGCCCGUCUACAACUCGAUGUCGGGCCACAGCGGCGAGGCGUACUCGUGGGAGAACCCGGGAACAUUCGGCGCCGAGGAGGAUAACGAAAAGCCCAUGACGCGCUUACAGGUGCUGAUGGACCACUCGAUCUGGGGAUGGCCGCUGUACGCGAUUGUCCUGUCGCUCGGCCAGCUGCUCAGCGCUACGUCGUUCCAGCUCUCGCUCCUCGGCGGGUCAAACACGCAGACGGCCGUCGACAUGUACAUCAUCUGUGCCAUCUUCGUCGUCGCCACGGUCUUCUGGUACACGCUGUUCCGCAUGCGCCCCUCGGUCUAUGUCCUCUCGCUCCCCUGGGUCCUGUUCGCUAUCGCCUUCUUCCUCGUCGGCUUCCCGUCGCUGCACGGCCCGUUCAUCCCGCCUCAGCAGUGGCUUACCAAGGUCGCGACGUGGUUCUACGCGAUGGCUUCUGCCGCCGGUUUCCUCUUCUUCGGCCUCAACUUUGGUGAAGAGGCUGGAGCCGCGACCGAGGUCUGGAUCAUGCGUGCGUGUGUGGUGCAGGGUCUGCAGCAGAUCUGGGUGUCGGCGCUCUGGUACUGGGGCUACACGCUCAGCGGCACCGACCCGGACAAGUACAUUCCGUCUGUUGCGAUCAUCUGCGUCGUCUGGCCGCUUGCCGCCGUCUCGCUCCUGUUCGCCGUGCUCAUGUACUGGGGUCUGCCCGAGUACUACCACCAGAUCCCGCCUUACGUGCCCAACUUUUUCAAGACGCUCGUCCGCCGCAAGCUCGUCAUCUGGUUCCUCAUCUCGGAGAUUCUGCGCAACUACUGGCUCUCGACGGUGUACGGCCGCAACUGGCAGUUCCUGUGGCAGGCGGCCGAUGUGCCCAAGUGGUCGAUUGUGAUCAUGAUCAUCAUCUUCUUCAUCGGCAUCUGGGGCCUGCUCCUCGGCAUCCUCAUCAAGUACUCGAAGGUGCACGCGUGGCUCCUGCCCGUGUUCGCCGUCGGUCUCGGCUGUCCGCGCUGGUGCCAGAUGUUCUGGGGUGUCUCCGGUCUCGGCCUCUACGUCUCGUGGGGCGGCGGCGCGGGUCCCUACAUCGGCACGUGUACGUGGCUCUGGCUCGGUGUCCUGGACGCGAUCCAGGGUGUUGGUCUCGGCAUGAUUCUGCUGCAGACGCUCUCGCGUCUGCACGUGUGUGCGACGCUGGCCGCGGCGCAGUUUAUCGGCUCGAUCGUUGUCAUGAUUGCCCGCGCCACGGCCCCGGACAAGACGGGGCCCGGAAACGUCUUCCCCAACCCGGCACUGUACAACCCGGAGACGGGGGAGAACAACCCCGUCGCGCACUACGAGUUCUGGAUUUGUCUCAUCUGCCAGAUGGUCAUUCCGUUCGGCUACUUCUUCUUCUUCCGCAAGGAGCAGCUCACCAAGCCGUAA
Molecule: messenger RNA, 7230 nt
Organism: Trichosporon asahii var. asahii CBS 2479
Lineage: Eukaryota; Fungi; Basidiomycota; Tremellomycetes; Trichosporonales; Trichosporonaceae
Exons: 4
Coding region: 1-7230 (2409 amino acids)
Biological process (GO): fungal-type cell wall (1->3)-alpha-glucan biosynthetic process
Cellular component (GO): fungal-type cell wall
Molecular function (GO): alpha-1,3-glucan synthase activity
Source: RefSeq, a predicted model, not a curated record